Messenger RNA from Alosa sapidissima (American shad), 1777 nucleotides. RefSeq names its product G protein-coupled receptor 25 (gene gpr25). Gene Ontology annotation, biological process: G protein-coupled receptor signaling pathway; immune response. Gene Ontology annotation, cellular component: membrane. The record is from RefSeq and is a predicted model, not a curated record. Gene Ontology annotation, molecular function: G protein-coupled receptor activity. The transcript has a single exon. The coding region runs from base 204 to 1343 and encodes 379 amino acids. Lineage: Eukaryota; Metazoa; Chordata; Actinopteri; Clupeiformes; Clupeidae.
GAGAGAGAGAGAGACACAGCUGAGCUGAAUGCAGAAGCAGCACAUUGUGGUUUUGCUCAUAACUAGAGUUGUUUGUCUCCGGGUGCCACUCUGCCACUGAGCGCUCAGCGGACGCAUCCUCAGCGCUGGCUGUCACUGCCGCUGUCUCCGCGCUGGCAUACAACGUCUCUGUCUCCGCGCUGACCAAUAACGACUCUGAAGCGAUGGCUGUCACUGCCGCUGUAUCCGCGCUGACCAAUAACGACUCUGAAGCGAUGACUGUCUACACCACGGCCUUUGCGCUGCCGUUAGAUUACUCUGACGACUACGGCUCCGGCGACUACUACCUGACCCUGAUGCCGCCGGACGACUCUGGCGAGUGGCUGGACCGGGCGGUGUCCGUGCUCUACUUCCUGGUGUUUCUGGUGGGUUUCCUGGGCAACGUGUUUGUGCUGGCGGUGCUGGGGUGGUCGAGGGGAGCGGGGGGGCGUCUCGUGGACACCUUCGUCCGGCACCUGGCGGUGGCCGACCUGGUGUUUGUGGCGACGCUGCCGCUGUGGGCGGUCUCGGCGUCCGUGCAGUACCGCUGGGACUUCGGCGAGCCGCUGUGCCAGCUGAGCAGCUUCGUGGUGGCCGUUAACCGCUUCUCCAACGUGGCGUUUCUGGCCUGCAUGAGCGCUGACCGCUACCUGGCGGUGGUGAGGCGGCUGGACUCGCGGCUGCUGCGCAGCAACGGCUGCGUGCGCUUUACGUGCGCGCUCGUCUGGACGCUGGCGCUGGCCCUAGGGGCGCCCGCACUCUUCUUCCGCCGCCUGGACGCACGGGGCCUCUGUGUGGACCCGGAGCACUCGAGUGCGUUCCAGGCGUACAGCCUGCUGAUGGUGCUGCUGGCCUUCGCGCUGCCCGUCGGGGUCAUCGUGCUGUGCUACAGCGCCAUCUGCCUGCACCUGCAGCGCCACUGCGCGCUGACCGCCCACCCCCGUGCCCAGGCCCGCCGACGCCACACGCUGAAGAUCGUCCUGGCCAUCGUCACGGCCUUCGUGGCGUCCUGGCUGCCCUUCAGCGUGUGCCGGGCGCUGCUGGCGGUGGUCAGGUUGACGGGGGCAGAGAUGGACGCUGUGCGGCAGGCCGAUCUGGGCCGGGCAAUGCUGCUCUCGUCCUGCCUGGCGUUCGUCAACAGCUGCGCCAACCCGGCCAUCUACCUGCUGCUGGACCGCCACUUCAGACGCCGCGCCGCACGCCUCGUCUGCGGUCGCCAUGGCAACAGCCACGCCCACGACUCGCUCUCAUCACCCACCGGGGAGAGCCUCUCCGGCUCCACACACACACGCAGCCGCCUGACCUCCCUAAACCUGAAGACCUGAGAGGACAACACACACACGCGCACACACACACGCACGCAAACAAACCCAACACUCACACAGCCCUCUGCCUGAAACAAGGAACUCACACAUUUACUACAGAGAUGAGUGGUGAUCACACAAAGGAACUACACACACACACACACACACACAAAGAACUCAGAAUUACACACUGUAGUCCUGGAUUGUAGUUUCCCACGGCAUUACUGUGUUACACACACACACAAACACACACGGCAUUACUGUGCUACACACACAAACACAGCAGCAUUACUGGGCUACACACACACCGGCAUUAGAAAAGAUACCCUGCAAGGUAACGCUUCAAAGACAUACACACACGCACACACACACACACAGAAACCUCAAAAAAGAGCAGAAUUUUACACAGCAAGUUAACGCUUCAAACACACACACACACACACACACAGAAAACU